CUUCACACUGUAAAUUUAUUAGCAGCUGAAAAAAAUCAAGCAAAAGAGUUUGCAGAAAUCGAAACCGCCGACGCCUGCGAUGGUCGAUAGCGGCGUUGCUGCGGCGGCGACGACCACCACCGCCAACGCAGCUGAGAGCACCAAGAGCGACGCCGUCGACGCUCCUUCUUCGUCUGACCGCCCAAUUCGCGUCUACGCCGACGGGAUCUACGAUCUGUUUCACUUCGGCCACGCUCGCUCCCUCGAGCAAGCCAAAAAAUCGUUUCCGAAUACUUACUUGCUUGUUGGAUGCUGCAACGAUGAGGUUACACACAAGUUCAAGGGGAAGACUGUUAUGACUGAAUCGGAGCGCUAUGAAUCCCUUCGCCAUUGCAAGUGGGUGGAUGAGGUUGUUCCGGAUGCCCCGUGGGUGAUUGAUCAGGAAUUCUUGGACAAGCACAAUAUUGAUUACGUUGCUCACGAUUCUCUCCCUUAUGCUGAUGCAAGUGGAGCUGGAAAUGAUGUUUAUGAAUUUGUCAAAGCUGUGGGGAGGUUUAAAGAGACCAAAAGGACUGAGGGGAUCUCAACAUCUGACAUCAUUAUGAGGAUAGUAAAAGACUACAACCAAUAUGUGAUGCGCAAUUUGGACCGUGGGUAUUCAAGAAAGGAGCUUAAUCUUAGCUAUGUCAAGGAAAAGCGACUAAGGGUAAAUAUGCGACUAAGGAAGCUGCAAGAGAAAGUUAAGGAGCAUCAAGAAAAGGUUGGGGAGAAGAUACAAACAGUUGCCAAAACAGCUACCAUUCGCCGGGACAUGUGGGUUGAAAAUGCCGACAGACUGGUUGCUGGAUUCCUCGAGAUGUUUGAGGAACGUUGUCACAAAAUGGGAACAGCCAUUAGGGACCGGAUUCAAGAGAGUUUAAGGGGACAGAACGGAAGGGGCUUGCUCGAUUACGGGGAAGACGGCGAUGACCAAGAAGACUACUAUGACUCCGAGGAAGAGUACUAUGAUGACGAUGAAUACUAUGACAGUGAUGAUAAGUGACUGUCUUGUACAUUAAGCUGUGAGUAGUUGUACCGUGUGCUGCUUGCUGACUUUUCAUACAAUAGAGGUGAAGAAGUACUUUGAUUGAUUAUAGUUUGAGAUUUUGGUUUGUUGAUUUUUUUAUCUUCAUGUGGUUAUAUUACUGGUGAUUAGUGCAACAAUGUUUCCAAAUGUACCAAGUUGUUAUCAGUGGGACAGUAUUUGGAUCUCUCA
Salvia hispanica is the source of this 1234-nucleotide messenger RNA. RefSeq names its product choline-phosphate cytidylyltransferase 2-like. Gene Ontology annotation, biological process: CDP-choline pathway. Gene Ontology annotation, molecular function: choline-phosphate cytidylyltransferase activity; phosphatidylcholine binding. Lineage: Eukaryota; Viridiplantae; Streptophyta; Magnoliopsida; Lamiales; Lamiaceae. The record is from RefSeq and is a predicted model, not a curated record.